CGGGUGGGUUUGUGACCUCGAACGAAACACAUAGCCAUACAUCUCACCUCGAUCACUGUAAUUCGUAGCUGCCAUGAGUGAAUCGCUCGCACCUCCCCUGGCAUCGUCAUCGACCGCCAACCUCUCGGUCGACUCGCACCUCGACCGGAGACCGACCAACGAGUAUCCCCAGACCCCAGACGUGCUCGAUAACAACCCGCUCCGAAACAUCCAAGGGAUCAAAUCGGAUUAUGUCAACGCUCUGCAUCGAGGGAACGUCCCCGAUCAUCUCCUUCAAGCGCAAUCGCAGGGUUCCUCCUCGUCCUCGUCGCACCCGUUAUCGGCGCCUAGCUAUCAUGCGCAGCACGAACAGGGGAUCCUUCCCGGUCCUCAGCGAGUCACAAGGGCGUUCGGUUUGAGGGUCAUCAGGACGGUGAGGAGGGGACAGCUGCCGUUCUUGUUGGUAUUCUUCACCUGCGUGAUCAUCUUCUUCUCAGCCCUCUCUGGUCUCGGCUAUGAAGAGCCCGAAACGACGCCCUCCAGCUCGGCCGCGGGUGAACCGGAGUUUGACGUAGGUAAACCUGUGUUUGAUGGGCAAGGUGUCGGAGGUAGUGGAACGAGCGAGGAGGAGGAACGGGUGGAAAGGAUGAAGAGGUUGGAGGAGCAGUGGGCAAAGCAAAAACGGCCCAAGGAUGGCGCUUGGAUGAAGUCACAACGAAAUCAGCGAGAAAUUCGGCGAAAACCCCUAGCGGGCUCUCGGUUCCAACGACAACGACAGCAAGAAGAGCCGGACCUCACGCAGCAGCAACAGCAGCAGCAGCAGCAGGCGCAGGUGGAACAGGCGGACGCGCCGGGAGCUGUAGAGGGGAUCGAGGAGACACGAGAUGGAGAGGAUGGCUUAGGGGACGGUCGGGCGGAAGAGUUGGAGUGAGCAGGCGAAUUGGAUCUCGCCGCCGAAACAAUUUCCGGUCAGGCUGGACUGGGGUCGGCGAGACUACAACGGUCGAGCUGAUCUGGCAGGCGAGGCCACGGUCAUCCGCGUUGGUCCGUUGAUUCGGCCUUUCUUCAUGUGCCGCUUGCCCCUUUCACCCUUCAAGUCAAAGAAUAGAAGGGGCGGGCAGGCGGCCGAUUGAUGUAUAUCAGAGGGUUUCUCAAAGGGUUUCUUGUUCUUCUUAAUCAUAUAGAAAGGGAGAUAUUAUCAUUUGUUGUGUCUUGAUUGAAACCGAACG
Molecule: messenger RNA, 1208 nt
Organism: Filobasidium floriforme
Lineage: Eukaryota; Fungi; Basidiomycota; Tremellomycetes; Filobasidiales; Filobasidiaceae
Exons: 3
Coding region: 74-910 (278 amino acids)
Source: RefSeq, a predicted model, not a curated record